AUGGCGGAUGUCGAACCUUCUCCAGCGGGCGUGGACCGCCUCGAGGCCGCCAUUGCCAAACUUGUUGCAGCUCAACUCCGCCUUGAAUCCACAUUGGAAGCCCUUCUUCUAAAACUGCCUCUGAGAACCAACCACCACUACCCAUCUUCUUUCUCUGUGCAGUCACCACCGUCGACUUUGCCUUCUAAGCUAACUGUGCCUCCAUGCCCCGUACCAAUGCAACACAACCAAUCACCCUUGCCGACUCCGCUGCCCACGCCAACUUCGUCACCCAUGCCGACUCCGUCGCCCAUGCCGCCGUCCAUGCCGACUUCACCUCCACCCCCCGCACUCAUACAGUCGCAUCCCACGCCCUUGCCGACUCCGCUUCCCAUUGUGCUCGUUCCCCUCCUUGCUAACAACAACCCCCACGCGUCCUCUGACCGUCGCUAG
Molecule: messenger RNA, 432 nt
Organism: Glycine soja
Lineage: Eukaryota; Viridiplantae; Streptophyta; Magnoliopsida; Fabales; Fabaceae
Product: vegetative cell wall protein gp1-like
Exons: 1
Coding region: 1-432 (143 amino acids)
Source: RefSeq, a predicted model, not a curated record